CAGGGAUGGGGAUCUUGCAGAAUUUCUGGGAUUUAGCAGGACGGAGCCACACCCCUGGAGCCAUAGCCCCGCCUUCAGCACCUGCUUGUUUUCACCGCUUGGUUGCCGUGGAGACUCGUAGGUACCCUGAGCUAGCCGCUCUAGCUUGAGAGUCUCGUUGGGUUGCGGGCUCUCUGGCCCGCGGUUCUUCUCGAUGGUCUAAGCCUUCCGGAAGGGGGUCGGCCGGUGCGGAGCCGGGUUGAGGGGCUGAGAGCUUUUGGCCGCGGAUUGGAAGGUUUGGGGCGGGACUAGGUGGGCCGCACGGACCGGGCCUCUCCGUGAACAGUGACUGACGAAGCCUGGAGGCGGCGCGGGAGGCUCAGGAACACCCAGCCUCUGAGGCCGGAUAAGCAUGAGGAUAACAAGUGAAUUUUGAGACACAGAGGAGGGAUGAGGCGACAUUAGGGCAUGGCCUGGACCAUUGGCUGCGAGGGGCCUAGGAUGCGGGCUCCUGGAGCAGGAACAGCCUCUGUGGCCUCACUGGCGCUGCUUUGGUUUCUGGGACUUCCGUGGACCUGGAGCGCGGCGGCGGCGUUCUGUGUGUACGUGGGUGGCGGCGGCUGGCGCUUUCUGCGUAUCGUCUGCAAGACGGCGAGGCGAGACCUCUUUGGCCUCUCCGUUCUGAUUCGUGUGCGGCUAGAGCUGCGACGACACCGGCGAGCAGGAGACACGAUCCCGCGCAUCUUCCAGGCUGUGGCCCGGCGACAACCAGAGCGCCUGGCGCUGGUGGACGCGAGUAGUGGUAUAUGCUGGACCUUUGCACAGCUGGACACCUACUCCAAUGCUGUAGCCAACCUGUUCCGCCAGCUGGGCUUUGCACCAGGCGAUGUGGUGGCUAUGUUCCUGGAGGGCCGGCCAGAGUUCGUGGGACUGUGGCUGGGCCUGGCCAAGGCCGGUGUGGUGGCUGCGCUUCUCAAUGUCAACCUAAGGCGGGAGCCCCUGGCCUUCUGCCUGGGCACAUCAGCUGCCAAGGCCCUCAUUUAUGGCGGGGAGAUGGCAGCGGCGGUGGCGGAGGUGAGCGAGCAGCUGGGGAAGAGCCUCCUCAAGUUCUGCUCUGGAGAUCUGGGGCCUGAGAGCAUCCUGCCUGACACGCAGCUCCUGGACCCCAUGCUUGCUGAGGCGCCCACCACACCCCUGGCACAAGCCCCAGGCAAGGGCAUGGAUGAUCGUCUGUUUUACAUCUAUACUUCUGGGACCACCGGGCUUCCUAAGGCUGCCAUUGUGGUGCACAGCAGGUACUACCGCAUUGCUGCCUUUGGCCACCAUUCCUACAGCAUGCGUGCCGCCGAUGUGCUCUAUGACUGCCUGCCACUCUACCACUCUGCAGGGAACAUCAUGGGUGUGGGGCAGUGCGUCAUCUACGGGUUGACGGUGGUACUGCGCAAGAAGUUCUCCGCCAGCCGCUUCUGGGAUGACUGUGUCAAGUACAAUUGCACGGUAGUGCAGUACAUAGGUGAAAUCUGCCGCUACCUGCUGAGGCAGCCGGUUCGCGACGUGGAGCAGCGGCACCGAGUGCGCCUGGCCGUGGGUAACGGGCUGCGGCCAGCCAUCUGGGAGGAGUUCACGCAGCGCUUCGGUGUGCCGCAGAUCGGCGAGUUCUACGGCGCCACCGAGUGCAACUGCAGCAUUGCCAACAUGGACGGCAAGGUCGGCUCCUGCGGCUUCAACAGCCGUAUCCUCACGCAUGUGUACCCCAUCCGUCUGGUCAAGGUCAAUGAGGACACGAUGGAGCCACUGCGGGACUCCGAGGGCCUCUGCAUCCCGUGCCAGCCCGGGGAACCCGGCCUUCUCGUGGGCCAGAUCAACCAGCAGGACCCUCUGCGGCGUUUCGAUGGUUAUGUUAGUGACAGCGCCACCAACAAGAAGAUUGCCCACAGCGUUUUCCGAAAGGGCGAUAGUGCCUACCUCUCAGGUGACGUGCUAGUGAUGGACGAGCUGGGCUACAUGUAUUUCCGUGACCGCAGCGGGGACACCUUCCGCUGGCGCGGGGAGAACGUGUCCACCACGGAGGUGGAAGCCGUGCUGAGCCGCCUACUGGGCCAGACGGACGUGGCUGUGUAUGGGGUGGCUGUGCCAGGAGUGGAGGGUAAAGCUGGCAUGGCAGCCAUCGCAGAUCCCCACAGCCAGUUGGACCCUAACUCAAUGUACCAGGAAUUGCAGAAGGUUCUUGCAUCCUAUGCUCGGCCCAUCUUCCUGCGUCUUCUGCCCCAGGUGGAUACCACAGGCACCUUCAAGAUCCAGAAGACCCGGCUGCAGCGUGAAGGCUUUGACCCCCGUCAGACCUCAGACAAGCUCUUCUUUCUAGACCUGAAGCAGGGACGCUAUCUACCCCUGGAUGAGAGAGUCCAUGCCCGCAUUUGCGCAGGCGACUUCUCACUCUGAGCCUGGAGAGUGGGCUGGGCCUGGACUCCUGAGACCUGGGAGCCUGACACCCCUCUUCAGGUGCUUCUCCUGCCUGGCCACAUGGACAGCAGCACCUGUGAGAGUAGGAAAAUGGAACCUGAGUGGCUGGGGCCCCUCUCCUACUUCCCACUAUGCAUCCAUUUUGCCUCUGCCUUGAUCUUUUUCUCCAUCUCUUUUCUCCCUACCCAGCAGGAGCCCCACAAACACAUGUUGGCUGCUGUGUCCUGCAGUUGGACCAGUGUCCAGGGGUACAGGCUGCAGGCUGUGACCCACACUGGUACCCACCUCCCUUUCCUAUUGUGCCUUAGGUUCAUCCACGGUUCCCCUGUGGAGCAAGUGGGGGCCCAUAUAGCUGCUGUCCCUGCUGAGGGUUGGUAGCAAGCACACCCUCAUGUCAGCUGGGAGACACACGCAGUCUCCCACUGACCCCUAAUCAACUGAAAAUAUUGGUUGUUUUUUUUUUUGUUGUUUUUUUUUGUUUGUUUGUUUUUCGAGACAGGGUUUCUCUGUAUAGCCCUGGCUGUCCUGGAACUCACUCUGUAGACCAGGCUGGCCUCAAACUCAGAAAUCUUCCUCCCACUGCCUCCCAAGUGCUGGGAUUAAAGGCGUGUGCCACCACCGCCAGGCUGUUUUGUAUUUUUGUUUUGUUUUGAGAUAGGGUCUCACUGUGGAGGCCAAGCUGGCCUCAGACUCCCCACCCCACUGUCUCUGGGUACCAUUCUACAUUCUCAGACUGAUGACACUUAUGCACUAGUGUCCCUAAGAGUCUUCUGAGUCUCCACUUACCCCUCAUAUCCUAAAAGCUUCCAGAACUGACUCUGAUCACUUGGAUGUGGCUAGUGUUGGCUCUACCCACAUGUGUCAAUUCAGGGGUCCCCAGGCAUAGUCUCUGGAAGCCCUCACCCUGGCAAAGCUUGGAGAAACCCAGGAAGGUGGUUGUGUUCUAUUGGGCACCCCACCCGGUGGCAGUCCUGGGCAUGCUUCCACACUGUACUAGUGCAGAUAGCCCAGACCUAUAACAUUUGAGGUCUACCCUUCUGGCUCCUGUGGUCCCCAUUCAGAUCCUUGGUGACUCACCUCAGUCACCAAGCUGAGCCUCUGCCUGCCUUCAUCUUCAAGGGCAUGAAGGAUGUGGACAGAGCAGCUACAGGCUGCCAGCAGGCAACCACAUGUGAGUGUUAACUUCCUUGUUGGUUUUAAAAAAUAAAUGUGCUGAGCCUCAA
Molecule: messenger RNA, 3665 nt
Organism: Mus caroli (Ryukyu mouse)
Lineage: Eukaryota; Metazoa; Chordata; Mammalia; Rodentia; Muridae
Source: RefSeq, a predicted model, not a curated record